Molecule: messenger RNA, 708 nt
Organism: Suillus discolor
Lineage: Eukaryota; Fungi; Basidiomycota; Agaricomycetes; Boletales; Suillaceae
Exons: 2
Coding region: 1-708 (235 amino acids)
Source: RefSeq, a predicted model, not a curated record
AUGUCUGAAGACUGCUGUGCUCUGAACGCUGAUGGCACCCUCAAGGAUGCUUCUGAAAUUACCUUUUUUAAUGAUCCUGACGAUAAAGUACCAUUGCCCCAGGUCGCAUCUUCUGCCCAGCCAUCCUCUUCCACUACAUCCGCAAAGGACGCCUUCUCCGUUCUGCUCAAGGCUGGAUGCACCCCAGCAACAGUUGCAGCUGGAUCUAGGCGCUCUGGCCGGCCCUCAAAACCAUCGGCUCGUAUUCGCGAUGCUGACAAUGCCUGCGGUCUGUCUUCGUCAACUAACCGAAGGAAACGUGCUUUAUCUAGUGCUACAGAUCAUCCAGCCCCCAAGAAAACUGCCAUGCGAAUCUUAUCCCCUCUUGACUCCGAAGAUGAAGACAUACCCUCUACACCUGAUCUGGGAGAGUCGUCUGCUGACGAGCUGAUCCCCCAACCAGAGGACGACAAUGAAGUUGAUGAAUCUAAAUCCGAGAACAGGUGCACCGCUUCGACUCUUUCAAAAAGCGAACGCACAGCGGAUGUUAGGACUAUAUUUACCCGUUUACCUGAUGAUGCGCGAUGCUAUCAUGGAACGUCAAGCUACAGACCAUCGCACGCGCGAUCCUCAUCAAGAGCUCUCUGCAUACCUUACUUCACCAUUGGAAGCGUGCCUUGGAUCAGAAUAGCCGGCAAAGCACCUCGGAGAGAAACUCUCGAAUCUUGA